Molecule: messenger RNA, 5451 nt
Organism: Adineta steineri
Lineage: Eukaryota; Metazoa; Rotifera; Eurotatoria; Adinetida; Adinetidae
Source: the annotation of a GenBank genome assembly
AUGCCUGAUUAUAUCGUACGUAUAACAGGACCCGAUGGUAUUCGUUUAUCAAAUUUAUUACAGCAACAAGCUUUACAAUUAAAUGAUGUAUUACGUUGGCAUCAUGAUCAUGUACAAAUAGACCGCACUGAAAAUUCUUUACGUAUGACAAUAAAACCAAAUAAUAACAUUGAGAUUGUCAAUUUACCUUUGGAAGAGAAUGAAAAAAAACGAGAAAAAGUAAAUGAAGAGAAGAAAAAAUCUACCAAUCAAAAAACAAGAAGUAUAUUUGAAAAAGAAGAAAAAAGUUUGGUUUUUUUUAUUCCUCUUAACCAACAAACUCCAAGUGACAGCGAAGUAGAAGUAGAAGUAGUAGACGAACGAGAAGGGGAAGAAAAAGAACAUUAUAACCAACAUUCUACCUCUACUUUACUCCAACAAGAAGAACAGAAAAAAAUAAAAACCAACGACGACGACGAAGACGACGACGGCAGAGAACGGGUAUUACUCCUUGAAAGUAUUGCUUCAUUGUUGCACUUUGUCAAUGCAAAUGGUAGUAACGUUGGCACGCUCGAACUCAUUCAAGGUCGUCGCUUAAGGCUUUCGUUAACUGACAAUUCUCCUCUUUCACAACAACAACAACAAAUUGAAUUUAAUGAAGAUGAUACAAAAAUUCUCUAUGAAAAUCUUAAUUUAGACAUCGAUUCUUGUACGCAAUAUUUGGUUGAUCAUAUUUUUGAUAAAAUUGAAUUUGAUAAAGAAAAUCAAUAUCUUAUUAUACAUUAUCGUGGACAAAUGUUGAAAUUAAAAAAUUUAAAACAAAAAAUCUUUCAGCCUUCGGCUAAAAAACUUCGAUUAACAUCAAAUAAAACAUCAACAACACCAACAACUAUAAAUGAAGACCAUGUUAAUAUGAUAACAGAUUGGCUGGAUCAAUUAAAUGGUGAGAAAUUAAUAACAAUAACUGAACAAAAUGAUAUUGUCAUACUUCCUAAUGGUGAAGAUGAUCAAGAACAGCAAAUAUUUCUUAAUCAUGAUGAUGUUGAUGCAUAUAUGGAAAAUAAAAUUAAUACAUCAAAACCAUCGGAUGAACCAGAAAUUAUUGGCAUGAAUGAUAUAGCACGAAUUUUACUUAUAUAUAAUUAUAUUCAAUAUUCAAAUGGACAUAUACAGUUUGGUUCUCAACAUAUAGCAUUAGAUAAAAAUGAAUUAACAUGGUUAAAAUCAAUUAUACGUGGUGUAAGACCUGAUACAGGAAAUCGUGAAACUGAAAUUGAUUUAUUUGAUGGAGAACAUACUAAAGUACUUCAUGUACCAUACGAACAUAUGCCACUAACGAAUGAUCAACGUGUUGUUGCAGAUUAUCUCUUCCGUAAUGGACAUGUUCGAUAUGAUGUUGAUACAGGAAAUUAUGCUUAUAGUUAUGUGGCACCAGAUAUACCAUUAGAAGAUGAAGAUAAUUCAACUGAACGUAUUGGUCAACGUCAAGUUCUUUUAUCACAUAUUCGUCAUAUUCAUGUUGAUGAAGAAAAUGAACGUAUAGAACUUGAAUUUCUUCAUGAUCCAAAUCAUCGUCUUGAAUUGCCAACACGUUGGUAUCGUCAAGCAUUAACACAUGAUUUUGAACGUGCUUAUAUUGUUGAUAUGUUACUUGCUAAUGGUGGUACUAUUGAUCAUGAUACAUUUGUAUUCAAUGAUCGUAAAUAUUCAUUACAAGUUCCAAGAGUUUCAACAACUUCAUCUUCAGCACCAGCAACAAAUCUUCAAACAAUAAAAUUAUCAAAUAAACAAAAACAAGAACUUAUUGAAAAAUAUGUUGAAAUAAUAAAUACACAAGAUGGUAUUAAACUAGAUAAUUCAAAUGAUUUAUUAGUAUUAGAAAAUCAAUCUGAUGGUUCACAAUUAUAUUUAACACCUGAACAUACUAAAUUUAUACAUCAAAAUAAAUAUCGACGACAAGAUGUUACACGUUUCCUUACUAAACAUGGUCAAAUAAAACAAGAUGAAUUCGGUAAUUGGUUAUUACAUUAUAAUAAUCAAUAUGUUCAAUUUCCACCAUCUAUUAUACCAGCAACAACAGCAUCAUCAAAUAAUAUGUCAAAUGUAAUACGUUCAUUAGGUCAAAAAUUUUCACGUCAACAACCAUCAGGAGCCGCAGCAGCAACAGUACCAACGAGUGAUGAUGAUGCAGAAUUUCGUGCUCGUUUAGCACAAGAAACGCAAGCUGAAUUUAUUCAUCGUUAUCAUGCAACUAUUGAAUAUAUGUAUACUCAUGGUUUAAUAACAAUUAAUAAGCGUUUAAAACUUAUUCAAAUACAUUUUUCAAAUCAAACAUUAACUAUUCCACUUGAUCAAUUACAUACAAUUGUUGAUGCACGUACAUUCCAAACAACGGCUGAGAAUGUUAUACCAUUUGAAAGUCAUCAAUUAUCAAAAUGGUUAUUAGAUCAUUCAGAUACAAUAAGUAAUACACGUCAUGGUUAUAUACGAUUAACACAUAAAAAUAAAACAUAUGAUUUUCCAUUAAUAAAUCCUAAUAAUCGUCCAAUACAAUCACAAUCAGCAGUAUCAUCAAUAGUAAAACGUUUUGGUUUAACAUCAAAAAGUAUAGCAUUACUAACUAAAAUUGAUUUAACAACACCAGAAAAUCAAACCCGUUGUGCAACUCAUUUACUUGAUAAACUUGAUCAAUUUGGUUCAAUUAAUAUUGAUAAUGAAACACGUACACUUAUUCUAUCAAUGACACCGGAUAAUCAACAACAGUUAGUUGUUCAAAAUCCUGUAGUACCUGUUACAAAACAAACAUUAAUUGAUUAUUUAACAAGUCAUGGUCGUUUUACAUUGAAUGCUGAUCGAACAAAUAUUGAAUAUCGUCAUUAUGAUGAUGGAAGAGUCUAUCAUUUUGAUUCCUAUGUACGUGAUUGGGAAGAUGCACUUGGAGAAACGAAUGAAGAACGUAUUAUACGUAUAUUAGGAGAAAUUCUAUCAUUAAAUGGACGAUUUUUACAACGUGCUGAUAGACAACUAAUAAUAUCAUUAAGAAAUGGUGAACGUUUCAUAAUUCCAAGUAAUAUUGGUGAACAAUUACUUGGUCCUAUUAAUGGACAAACAAUAGCAGAAUUACUUGUAAAAUAUGCUGAUAAUAUUUAUGAAGAACAAGAUGGAAAAUAUCUUGUUAUUCAUCUUGCUAAUCAAACUUUACGUUUACCACAACAAAAACAAUUAAUGUCAAAUAAACAAUCAUCAGGAGCAACAACAGGAGCAACAUCGAAAGGAGCAGAUGAUCCAAAAUUAAAAUUACUCUUUCCAUUUAAUAGAAACUUAAGACAAAUACAAAAGACACCAUCAACAUCAACAUUAAAUAUUCAACCACCAGAUGCAACAAAUGGUUAUGCUAUUGAUCCAUUACUUAUGCUUGCUAAUUAUAUAUAUCGUGCUGGUUCUAUUUAUCAAGAUGAUCUUGGUCGUUUAGUUAUAAAAAUGAAUGAAGAUGAAAUAGUUGUACCACGUAUAGAAGCAAUAAAUGCUAUUGAAACAAUCAAUACUUCACCACAUCGUACAGGUACAAUAAUUGCACGUUUAAUUGAUCGUAUCGGUAAAGUACAAUCAAAUAAAGCUGGUGGUUUAAUAAUAACAAUUGGUAAAAGUUCAUUUGAAUUAUCAAAAGAUUUAAUUGAUCGAGCUAAUCAAUUACAUCGUGAAACAAUUGAUAUUGAAAAUGAUCUUCCUAUUCAAGAUCAAGAUAUAGUUCAAACUGGUUUAAAUGGUGCAAUGACAUUAGCUGGUCGUCAUAAUCGUCAACCAUAUGGACCAACAUUAUUACCAUUAUUACGUCAAUCAAAAUCAGUUGGUAGUUUAUCAACAUCAACUAUAGGACAUCCAUGGUUUACUGAUGAUCAACAAAUGCUCUAUUCAAAAGAUGGUCGUGGUGAUGCAAGAUAUUUAAAUUUAGAUAAUUAUUCAUUAGCAUGGCAAAAAGAAGCACAUAAACAUGGUAUUGGUUGUGAAGUACGAACACUACGUAAUGUUGCACCUUAUUUAGAUGUAUUAGGUUAUGUUGAAAAUGAUCCAAAGAAAGGUUUAAAUAUUAAUGAUUUAACACGUUUACAUCCUGAAAUGUUCAAGGGUGGUAAAUUACCUGAUAAUCAAUAUUUAACAAAAUUAGAAAAUGAUCGUGCACAAGUACAAACAACAUUAUGUCCAAAACCACGUAUACUUGUUAUACCUGAUGAUGAAACAAUGUUAUCAUCAGAUCGUAAAACACGUUUUUAUGUUCAAUAUAUGUAUGAUCAUGAUGCUGUACUUGGUGCUGAUCCAGCUUAUGUUAUGAUGUUACCAAGUCGUUAUCCUGUUCGACCAACAAGACCACAACUGAUUGCUCCACAUCAUUAUCGUGAUAUAGCUUUACGAGAUGCACCUGUUUAUGUUCAUAAGAAAGGUGAAGGUGAAGUUUUCUUUGAAAAUCUUGCUCAAUAUUUAUCAGCUGAACAUCCCGAUGUUUCACCACGUACUGUUCGUCGUAUGUUAAAAUAUGAUAAAGGAGAUGAAUAUCUCGAAUAUUUAAGCAAUAAAAUGCCAGCAGCCGAUGCUGCACGACUUUUACAAGAAAGUGAAGAACCAAUUGGUGAAGCAUCAGUACGUUAUGAUCAUAUACCAACAAGAGUGAGUGGUAGUAGAACAAACUUAACUGAGAAUGAUGAAGAAGAAGAUGUUGAUGGUGAUCUUGAUGAAUAUAUUAUUGAGAAUGAAAAUCGACGACGAAUUGUUUCACCACGUACUUAUUAUAAUCUUCAAAAUGGUUCAAUAAACAGUUAUGAAGAUCAAAGACAACCAGUUAUCUAUGAAAAUACUCCAUUGAAAUCAUCAAUGUCAGGAUCAAAAUUUGUUGAAAGAAGUCCAUCAACUUCAAGUCUUGGUUCGGAUAUGCUUAUUGCAAAUACAUUUCCAACACGUCGUUCUGUACUUGGCAAUGCUCCUUCAAUAAAUAUUCCAAUAUCUCGUAAUGAUAUCAAUCGUACAACUACAAAUCCAUUAAGCAGUCUCACCGAUGAGAACUAUGGCCGACCUGUUGUGCGUGGCAGAACAAUUAAUAGCGGUAAUGGUCAAAAUUCUGCAUCACCGGAAAAAACGGUGACAUUACCUCGGAGUGCUACUUUAUCUGGACAGAGUAAUGAUGGAGAGAAUGAAGGUCGUAAUACUGUUUCACGCAGUACUAGUGCUACCGCAAAAAAUUCUAUUGAUUUAAUUUUUUUUCUUGCUUUCAUAGAAGUAAAUACAAGUAAAUCGGAUACAGUGAAAUCAACAACAUCAUCAUCGGCUGCGUCUAGUCGAGAGGCUUCACCAUCACGAACAAGUGCUAGUAAAGGUGGCGGUGAUGAUACAAAGAAAGAGAAGAAAUCGAAAUUUCGAACACCAUCAUUUCUUAAGAAACGUAAAGAAAAAAAAGAAGCUACUCAUAAAGAUAAACCCUAA